Setaria italica (foxtail millet) is the source of this 963-nucleotide messenger RNA. Its product is annotated as transcription factor HY5. Gene Ontology annotation, molecular function: DNA-binding transcription factor activity, RNA polymerase II-specific. The transcript has 4 exons. Gene Ontology annotation, cellular component: nucleus. Gene Ontology annotation, biological process: red or far-red light signaling pathway; positive regulation of transcription by RNA polymerase II; regulation of photomorphogenesis. The record is from RefSeq and is a predicted model, not a curated record. NCBI's taxonomy places the organism in Eukaryota, Viridiplantae, Streptophyta, Magnoliopsida, Poales, Poaceae. The coding region runs from base 154 to 657 and encodes 167 amino acids.
GGUCCAUACAAGCAAGCGGCCAAGCAGCGAGGGAGGACAGGAAGGAGGAUCCCAGGAGAGAGAGAGAGAGAAGCAGAGACAGAGUGCGAGCAGGCGAAAUCUGAAGGGCCUGAGGCGGAGGCGAAGGCGGAGACAGAGAGGGAGAGAGCGAGAAUGCAGGAGCAGGCGGCGAGCUCGCGGCCUUCCAGCAGCGAGAGGUCCUCCAGCUCCGCACACCACAUGGACAUGGAGGUCAAGGAAGGGAUGGAGAGCGACGAGGAGAUAAGGAGAGUGCCGGAGCUGGGGCUGGAGCUGCCGGGCGGCGCCUCCACGUCGGGCAGGGAGGCCGGCCCGGGUGCCGGCGGCCCGGAGCGCGCCCAGUCGUCCACGGCGCAGGCCAGCUCGCGCCGCCGCGUGCGCAGCCCCGCUGACAAGGAGCACAAGCGCCUCAAAAGAUUACUGAGGAACCGGGUGUCAGCCCAACAGGCAAGAGAGAGGAAGAAGGCUUAUCUGACUGACCUAGAGGUGAAGGUGAAGGACCUAGAGAAGAAGAACUCAGAGAUGGAAGAGAGGCUCUCCACCCUCCAGAAUGAGAACCAGAUGCUCCGACAGAUACUGAAGAACACCACCGUAAGCAGAAGAGGGCCAGGCAGCACUGCUAGUGGAGAGGGCCAAUAGCACAGAAGAUAACAGGACAAAACAGUGAUGCUUUUAUGCCAAAAAAAUAUAUAUUUAUGUGGAAUGGAUUUGGUCAGGGCGUUUUCUGGCCAAAGAAGAGAACCCCAAAACUGGGGUGAAGAAAUUGUGCAGGUCAAAUAGUAUCUCACUGUAUUACUAUCCAUCCGGUGUGCAGAUGGUUCAGGAAAAAAAACUUGUGGAAUGCUUUAACAAAUAUCGUAUCAUUUUUGAGACAUUUAACAUGCUUUACAUACCCCCAUCGUCUGCAAUUAGUUUGUAAAUGAGAUUGUGCAUUGGAGUAAUCAA